Molecule: messenger RNA, 912 nt
Organism: Drosophila mojavensis
Lineage: Eukaryota; Metazoa; Arthropoda; Insecta; Diptera; Drosophilidae
Product: histone H3.3A
Exons: 2
Coding region: 186-596 (136 amino acids)
Cellular component (GO): nucleosome
Molecular function (GO): DNA binding; protein heterodimerization activity; structural constituent of chromatin
Source: RefSeq, a predicted model, not a curated record
AUGAUUCCAUCACUAUCGAUACUCCUCGAAUAACGAAAAUAAUCCAGCAGUAUCGACUCCGCCCGACCCCUUCACCAAUCAUUCAUUAAAAAGUUUUCGUACAGUUCGGACGUCGCUUUACCCGUGAGAAAAAGUGCUCUAACUGAUCAAACUAGUGAAAAAAAAGGAAUUUUCCACUUCGAAUAAUGGCACGUACCAAGCAAACAGCUCGCAAAUCGACGGGUGGCAAAGCGCCCCGUAAACAAUUGGCCACCAAGGCGGCCCGCAAAUCGGCCCCAUCCACUGGCGGUGUUAAGAAGCCUCAUCGCUAUCGCCCUGGUACCGUGGCAUUGAGAGAAAUUCGUCGCUACCAAAAGUCCACAGAGCUGCUCAUCCGCAAGUUGCCGUUCCAGCGCUUAGUGCGUGAAAUUGCUCAAGAUUUCAAGACCGAUUUGCGUUUCCAGUCGGCAGCUAUCGGCGCAUUGCAGGAAGCAUCCGAAGCCUACUUGGUUGGCCUGUUCGAGGACACCAAUUUGUGCGCUAUUCAUGCCAAGCGUGUCACCAUCAUGCCCAAGGACAUUCAGCUGGCCAGACGCAUCCGUGGCGAGCGCGCCUAAAUGCCAUGUCCGCCAUCUUUAAUUAGAAAAGCGGCGCAGUUGCUGUCGCUGUUAACAACAACAGCAACAAAGACAACGCCGACGGCGCAGUCAAACGCAGCAGCUGCUGCUGCUGUUUACAAACAACAACAAAGACAUCAACGUUGGCGUCGGCGUCGGCGUCGCAGCUGCUGCGUCUGCUUAGUCUUAAGUUUCAUAAGAUUUAUUAUACUUAAAAUAUAAGUAAUUCAUAAUUCGUAAUUUGUCGCAAAAAUUUAUGCAAAAUUUGUCGAUCCAAUAAAAAUACAUUUAUUUGUUUUCUGUGUAAAACUUAAAA